This is a messenger RNA of Prunus armeniaca (apricot), 651 nucleotides long. The record is from the annotation of a GenBank genome assembly. Lineage: Eukaryota; Viridiplantae; Streptophyta; Magnoliopsida; Rosales; Rosaceae.
AUGGAGAAAUCACCAGCAAAAGGUUCUGAUCUCAAAACCCUUGCAAUUUUUCCGGCCAAUGAGGUUUUCUACAACAAAAUUCUCUCAAGAAACUCAUCUGUGGGCAGCAGCUCUUCACGUUCUUAUUUCGGUCGUGUGACUGGUUCUGUUCCUUUUCAAUGGGAAGCAAAGCCUGGCAAGCCCAAGUUGGAGGCACAUGAUGAGGAACAACAACAACAUCAAAAUUUUGAUUUUGUGCAAAACCCUCCAUUGAUUAUUGGUCCUCCACCAGCUACACAAAGCCUGAACAUGAACAGUUUGCCCUACUCCUCAGGCCCAUUCAGCAAUUCUAGGGUUUGGUUGUGGAAGAAGUUGAAGAAGACUCACAAGUUGAAGAGGAAGUUGAAGAAGAUCAACAAGAAUAAUGUUGAGGGAAACUUUGAUGUUGCUGGGUUGGAUCAACUUUAUCAUCAGGCUGACUUGUGCAAAUCUGAUGAGGAGAUUAUGAAAUUUGGUUCAUAUGGGUCAUCAACAAGUUCUUGUAAUUCUUCAUCAUUAUCAUCAACGGCUUCAGCUUCAGGUUCUUCAUCAUCUAGUUCUACAUCUGAUCAGAAUUUUCGACCCUCGAAGAUACAAAGGCUGGCUAGGGGUUUCAUCAGAUGGGCCUUUUAG